AUGAGUGUUCUGUCAAGAAGCGGGCAGAGGUUUCUCUGGGUGGUGCACCACCCCAACGAAAAGGACAGCAGCGCGGCCUACCUCGGCACUGCCGCUACCGAUGCCGACCCGCUGAGCUACCUGCCCGAAGGGUUCGUCGAGAGGAUGAGCGGCACAGGGCUCCUUGUGCCACUAUGGGCACCGCAGGUGGAGAUCCUUAACCACGCCGCCGUGGGAGGGUUCAUGUCUCAUUGCGGAUGGAACUCCACGCUGGAGAGCGUGUCGGCGGGCGUGCCGAUGGUGGCGUGGCCGUUGUACGCCGAGCAGAGGUUGAACGCAGUGAUGUUGUCGUCGGAGCGGGUGGGCCUGGCGUUGUAUGUAAGGCCUCCGCUCGGUAAGGACGGUGCGGUUGUCCCACGGGACGACGUGGCGGCGCUGGUCAGGGCGCUUAUGGAAGUGGAGAAGGGCGCCGCGGCGCGGAAAAAGGCCGGCCACCUCCGGGCUGAGGCCAAGAUUGCUUCGGCGCCGGGCGGGCCGCAGGAUCGAGCUCUCACGGUAGUGGCUCGCAUGAUUUCCUUGCAUCGGAAGAGCCACGGUGAGUAA
This is a messenger RNA of Triticum aestivum (bread wheat), 582 nucleotides long. RefSeq names its product hydroquinone glucosyltransferase-like. Bases 1 to 582 code for a protein of 193 amino acids. The transcript has a single exon. Gene Ontology annotation, molecular function: UDP-glycosyltransferase activity. Lineage: Eukaryota; Viridiplantae; Streptophyta; Magnoliopsida; Poales; Poaceae. The record is from RefSeq and is a predicted model, not a curated record.